AUGUUAAAACUUCGCCAGCUACAAAAGGAGAAGCAAAAGCAGAAAGUAUCAGAAAGUGAUGGACUAAGCAACAAACCCCUAAAUACAGCUUCGUACUCAAGUUCCAGCCCUUCUCAGUUACGCAUCGAUAAAGACCUCAUGCACCUAGAGUUGCCCCCAUGUGCUACAAUUGACACGCAGAGGCUAAAAUCAGAUAACAUAAUUCGGCUGUCCAUAUCUCCUGAUGAGGGCUACUACAAAGGAGGUCGUUUCAGUUUUUCCAUCAGUUUUAAAGACACUUACCCUAUGGAGCCGCCAAUCGUAAAAUGUCUCAAUACCAUAUACCACCCAAAUAUCGACUACAAUGGUAGCAUAUGUCUAAACGUACUUCGAGAGGACUGGUCUCCUGUAAUGGAUUUACAAACUGUAGUGAUCGGCCUAUUAUUCCUGUUCCUAGAGCCAAACGGUAACGACCCCCUUAAUAAACAUGCCGCCGAAACACUAAUAAAGGACGAACAGCGUUUCCAGAUGAAUGUAACUUCAAGCAUGAUGGGCCGGACAGUGAACGGGCAAGUCUGCGACUUCGUGCUACACUAG
Molecule: messenger RNA, 576 nt
Organism: Eremothecium sinecaudum
Lineage: Eukaryota; Fungi; Ascomycota; Saccharomycetes; Saccharomycetales; Saccharomycetaceae
Gene: UBC12
Product: NEDD8-conjugating protein UBC12
Exons: 2
Coding region: 1-576 (191 amino acids)
Biological process (GO): protein neddylation
Cellular component (GO): nucleus
Molecular function (GO): NEDD8 transferase activity
Source: RefSeq, a predicted model, not a curated record